GACUCUUUCUUGUUCCCACACUACCUCCCAGGCUUAUGGGGCUCCACCACCCUUGCUUGCUGCUAGGCCCACCCACACCACUCUCAGAUGCUAACAGUCUCAGCCUUUCCACCCUGGAAGAGGUAUCUUUGGGUCUUCUCAGAAACACCUAUUUCUCCUAAGCAAUCUUUCCCUGUCAUGUUAAUGAUGUCACACCCACACGGGUGCCCUAGCCUCUUCUCAUGUUCCCUCCACCUGAGCUCCAGCCGCUUGAGGAUUUGCCAGUUCUUCCUGUAACCAUUCCCAGGCCUCCCUCUCGGCUUCACCCUGCCAGUCCCCUCCAUUGAACUCAGUGAGGAUGAGCGAGGGGCGGUGCUCAGGGUAGGAGGGGCUUUCAAGGUUGAGGGCUAGCAGGCUAGAGCGUCUCCCAAGUGGAAACUGCAGGAACUAGUAGUGUAAGGCAAAAGAGACCUCACUCUUGGGUGGCACACCUGAAUUUCAGCGAUUCCCUGGGUGCGUCCCCUGCCCACUGUCAGGCUGCACGUGGGCACAGAAGGGCCCAAAGGAGGAGGGUGGCAACCGUGCUGUUUCCGUACCUGUGGGGAUAGACACUGAAUACAUUUCUGCAGUGCCGAUGACCAGUUUGCUGGGGAACGUACCCACUACCUAGAGCCACAAUGUGUAUUGUGGCUAGAAGAAAUUGAAGGGCACACGUGUUGGCAGCCUCCCUGUUGGCAGUUGGAGGCUGACAGGAAGGAUGCAGCAUUAGAUUUAGGCAUCUCAGUAGAAGCAUUAUUCACGGACCUCUUAAUUUUAAUAGGGAGAAAGGGUGCCCUGCAUGGUUCUGGGGUCUACAGGCCUGAAGAGCAUCCCUCUUUCAGAACUGGCACACAUAUUUGAACUAUUAGAGCCUCAUGCCAGUGGCUAGGAUUGGCCCAGGAUUCCUGCCCACCUGUGUUAUACAGAUUUCCGGGACAGGUGUUCCAAGGUGCUGACUUGAGACAAAAGAACCAGGAAGCAAGCUAGGCCUCUUUGAGCAGGGCCUUGCUCCCCCUUCCGUGGGAGAGAGCACACCCAACAGAACUGGCUCUGAGGACUUCAUGGUCAACUGAACGGGGUCAAGGUCCAAAGGGAAAGGGGGGUGUGGAGGAAUGGCUAAUCCGAGAACUCUUCCUGGUGGUACUGCAUUCUUAGCAGGGUUCAGCAGGCAGAGCAUCCUCAGGGGUCAUCAUCGCUGGUUGCACAAGUCCCGCCCCUCCUUCACCCACCUGUGGGAAAAGCCGGAGUGGGGGGGGGGGGGAGCUGGCUGCUGGUGUUUUGGUGUUGCUGCGUCCCUGCCCGGGUCUCUGCCAGUUUAGGGACUGCUAUGGAGUACUGAUCUCAGAGAGUGGGGCACCCUGGGGCCAGGCUCCCAGGAGGGCAAGUUAGGAAAACCUCCGGGAAGGCUUCCUUGCCACCUGCUGCAGCCUGCAGCCUGUGAAUGUCGGUCUGCAGAACUACGGCUGCGCCCACCGGCGACCUUGGCGCAGGCCGCAGCGGCAGCUCCGCCCACCCAACUCCGAGACUGGGCUUUUUUCCCUUGCCGGCCGCCUCCAGGCGCCUGGCGCGCCCCAGCUCGGUUUUUAAUUCUUCCCAUUUCACAGAGGAGAAGACUGUAGUGCAGGAUGGCUUGGUCGGCUAGUCCAAAAUCAUGCAGCUGGUUCGGGCCUAGCCCGGAUUUCCAGAGUGAUCCACAUGGCCCCUGCAGACUCGGCCUCGGAGGGUCCCAAGCUUGAGGACCCGCCCGCCCCCCACCUCUUUGGAAAGUGCCCGUCUGGCUUAGCCAUGGCGAAGCUGGAGACGUUACCUGUGCGCGCUGAUCCAGGGAGGGAUCCUCUCCUGGCCUUUGCCCCCCGGCCUUCUGAGCUUGGACCCCCAGAUCCCCGCCUGACCAUGGGCAGUGUGGGUAGUGGGGUGCCCCAUGCCCAGGAGUUCCCUAUGAAAAGCGUGGGCACUCGAACAGGGGGUGGGGGCAGCCAGGGCAGUUUCCCUGGUCCAAGAAGCAGUGGUAGCGGCGCCAGCAGGGAGAGACCUGGCCGCUACCCAUCAGAGGACAAGGUUCUCGCCAACUCUCUCUACCUCAAUGGCGAGCUGCGGAGCAGUGACCACACAGAUGUCUGUGGUAACGUGGUGGGCAGCAGUGGGGGCAGCAGCAGCAGUGGGGGCAGCGACAAGGCUCCACCACAAUACCGUGAACCCAAUCACCCACCCAAGCUCCUGACCACCUCUGGCAAGCUAGACCAGUGCUCAGAGCCACUAGUCCGGCCAUCAGCCUUCAAGCCUGUUGUACCCAAGAACUUUCAUUCCAUGCAGAACUUGUGUCCUCCACAGACCAAUGGGACCCCUGAGGGACGCCAGGGCCCUGCUGGCCUCAAAGGCGGACUGGACAAGUCUCGGACCAUGACACCGGCGGGUGGGAGUGGGGGUGGCCUCUCAGACUCGGGCCGGAACUCACUCACCAGCUUGCCUACCUAUAGUUCCAGCUACAGCCAGCAUCUGGCGCCCCUCAGUGCUUCCACCAGCCAUAUCAACCGCAUUGGCACGGCGGGCUACAGUAGUGGCAGCAGCGGUGGGGGGUCAGGCUACCAAGAUCUGGGGACCUCUGACAGUGGGCGGGCCUCCAGUAAGAGUGGGUCAUCAUCGUCCAUGGGACGGUCAGGCCACCUGGGGUCGGGGGAGGGUGGAAGUGGGGGCCUGCCAUUUGCAGCCUGUUCACCACCCUCGCCCAGCGCACUGAUCCAGGAACUGGAGGAGCGGCUGUGGGAGAAGGAGCAGGAGGUGGCGGCUCUGCGGCGCAGCCUGGAGCAGAGUGAGGCCGCGGUGGCCCAGGUGUUGGAGGAGCGGCAGAAGGCAUGGGAGCGGGAGCUAGCUGAGCUCCGGCAGGGCUGCAGUGGGAAGCUGCAGCAGGUGGCCCGCCGUGCCCAGCGCGCCCAGCAGGGCCUACAGCUGCAGGUGCUGCGGCUACAGCAGGACAAGAAGCAGCUGCAGGAGGAGGCAGUCCAGCUGAUGAGGCAACGGGAAGAGCUAGAGGACAAGGUGUGCCAGAAGGCCGGCGAGAUUUCCCUCCUGAAGCAGCAACUGAAGGACUCCCAGGCUGAUGUGUCGCAGAAGCUGAGUGAGAUCGUGGGACUGCGCUCACAACUUCGGGAGGGUAGGGCCUCACUCCGGGAGAAGGAGGAACAACUGCUCAGCCUGAGGGACUCCUUCGGCAGCAAACAGGCCAGCCUGGAGCUGAGUGAAGGCGAGCUGCCCCCUGCCUGCCUCAAGCCUGCACUGACCCCUGUGGACCUGGCCGAGCCACAGGAAGCCCUGGCCUCCUGUGAGAGCGAUGAGGCCAAGAUGCGCCGCCAGGCUGGGGUGGCGGCAGCAGCUUCCCUGAGCUCUGUGGAUGGGGAGGUGGAUGCUGCGGGAGACGGUGGGACACGGGCCCUGCGCAGGGAGGUGGGGAGACUGCAGGCUGAGCUGGCUGCUGAGCGGCGUGCCCGGGAGCGCCAGGGGGCCAGCUUUGCAGAGGAGCGCCGGGUGUGGUUGGAGGAGAAGGAGAAGGUCAUUGAGUACCAGAAGCAGCUCCAGCUGAGUUACGUGGAGAUGUACCAGCGCAACCAGCAGCUGGAGCGGCGACUUCGGGAGCGUGGGGCAGCGGGGGGUGCCAGCACGCCUACACCCCAGCAUGGUGAGGAGAAGAAAGCCUGGACCCCCUCCCGCCUCGAGCGCAUCGAGUCCACAGAAAUCUGAUUCUCUUAUCUGCGUGCACAACCUUCUGACAAGUGCCCUGUCUGAAGGUUGGAGUCACCAAUGUCCCCUUCCAUCCAUUUCCUUUCCCCAUGUGCGCUGCAUAUCCCCAGACCAAAGAGGUUCUCAAAGCAGCUGUGACCAGCCCCCUUAUCCUCAGUCCAUGCAGCUCUAGCACUGCCUUUGUGGGUAGCCACUCGAGACCCUCCUGCCAAGGAGAACGUGGGGGAGGGCAGAGUGCGUGGGGGUGUGGUCCCAGGUGCGGGGAGCUUGCUCCUCUUCUGGGAAGCCUCUUGUUGGAGAUGGAGGCAGCAGGCUUGCGUUGCCAGGAAGUACCCCAGACCCCUUCCCAGAUCUUGGGCCACCGCUGCUGGUCACCUUGUGUCCAAUGCUAUUGUCUGUGCUCUCCUCCUAGGCCACACAGCCUGAAGGAGCCUGCGUGGGUCUAUCAAUGCUGACAGACCCUAGGUUCCUGGUCUCUCUCCUUCAUGUAGUGUUUUCCUUCCCCAGGCAGAUUAGCAGAAGUGGGAGCAGAUGGCCUGCCUGUGGUUGAGAGGGCUACCUGCCCAACCCCUCCCCCAGCAAGGUAUCUUUGGCUCAGGCCUUAGAGCCUGGGCUAGUCCUGAGCAUGUGUCCCUCUGUGUAUAUUGAGGGAGGUGAGAGUUGGGGCUGGAAGCUCAGUACCCAGGGGAGAUCUGCCUUCCUUUUCUUGGAAAGGGUCACCUGGAGGCUUCUCAGCCCCACCCUCACCCUCUGGCCAGGAUCCUACAAGGCUAUGUAUCCCCUGCUGCUUUGUUGACCCCGCCAUACCCAGGGUCACUGGUCAGCUCUAAUUAUAGCUAUGAAGUGCGACCUGCCUCUUAGGUAUUCUGAUUGCCUCAAUCUGAGGUCAGCUGGAUGUCUGAUGUCUUCCUGUGUUUUCCCUCACUGUCUCCCCCAGCCUCCUGCUCUCAUGCUCACAUCAUCCUCCCAAGCUGCCUUUUCUUCCAAGUCUCACCUUUGCGCCCAGCAGAGAGCUCUGCUUGACUUUUGGUGCACUGCUCACUCCCCAAGUCUGAGCCCCGGGCCCUGGUUUUGAGGGGCCAGUCAGGGUUGGAUGUGACUACCCCUAAAGAACAAGGCUAACCUUUGAGGAUCGCUGACCUUUUGGCUGUUGGCCAGACUUUGAGUUGGCUCGUUUGUCCGGGCAGGGAUGACAGACAUGGCUUGGGACAGUUGGCGUCACUUCCUUAUCUAGGAUCUCUCAGAGUCUAUCCCCCCCCCCCCAAGACAGGCAGGGAAAUUCUAAUUUCUCUUUUAAGAAAGUAAAUUUCCAAUUCACCAGCAAUAACAAUCAGAGGAGACUUGGCCCUCAGUCCUUGUAUUUCUCUUUUUCACUCCCUCUUCCAGCCCCAAGAUGGAAUUUUGGGGACUGGGUGGAGAGGGUUGGUAACUACUGUGAGCAAGUUCCCCAACCCCUGACCAGCCUCCUCCAUGACUGGUGACUGUUUAGCGAGCUGUGCACCCCCCACAAAAAGCAGGAGUGCCCUCUUGUGCCCUCCAACCCUCGGCACAGCUCCUUCGGGGUGGUCCUCAAUGGGUUUUUGACCUUGAUUGGAGGCCACUCUGGCAAGCACUGCCCAUUCCUCUAAUCCCUCACCGUACCUGCACUAGGCCCUGGACCUGGUCCACAGGGACUGGGAGAAGGAAUGAACACAAAACAAAACAGAGAUGGGGGGGAGAGAAAAAAAUAUGAACAGCUUUGGAAUGUCCAACCACAAAAUAAAUUAUAUAUAAAUGUAUAAAUAUAUAAAUAUAUAUAUCUACCAUAUGUGAUGGAAAGACUUUUCAUUUUCCCAAAGAAAUAAAAUGGAGAAAGCCUCUUAAAUGGCA
Messenger RNA from Alexandromys fortis (reed vole), 5622 nucleotides. RefSeq names its product leucine zipper tumor suppressor family member 3 (gene Lzts3). The record is from RefSeq and is a predicted model, not a curated record. Bases 1714 to 3753 code for a protein of 679 amino acids. Gene Ontology annotation, biological process: regulation of dendritic spine morphogenesis. Gene Ontology annotation, cellular component: dendritic spine. Lineage: Eukaryota; Metazoa; Chordata; Mammalia; Rodentia; Cricetidae. The transcript is spliced from 4 exons.